UUAAAGCCUGAAAAUGGAAAAAUAUCUCUCAGUAUAUGUGUAUAGAGACAACAUGAAGAAAUAGAAACCUGGGAAAGAAGAAGCUGAUGCUUAUCUGAGAAGUGAGGGUCGGUAAUGAGAGACUACAGGUGUCAUGAGUGACCUCACUAGUGAGUGUGAAUAGGCAAGCUUUUGAAAAAGAUUACAUUUUCUGUUUCUCUUUUCUUUUAUACCGCAGUCUGUCGGUGGCUAGAGGAGCUCUGAACUGACAUGGCUCCUGUGAACCUGCUGAUGUUGGACCGGACACUCGCUCUGUCGUACGGAGAGAGGCUCUCUGACUUCUACAUAUCCUCAAAGCCUGUUUGUACAGCACCGGAUGCAUAUGAAUUCCCGUUGGAUGAAGAAGACGCUAGGGUGUUCCUCAGACCCGGGGGAGCGAGCACGGUGUCUCCUCUGAGCCAGUACAUCCAAACCGAGCACCAGCAUGCAGGACUCUUCUCCAUGCCCCAGGAUCCUGUGAGAAAGAAAAGGAAAAGGUGUGGUGUAUGCGGGCCCUGCAUGCGAACGGAGAACUGCGGGACCUGCACCAGCUGCAUCAACAGGAAGGUUGCACAUCAAAUCUGUAAACUCAGGAAGUGUGAAGAACUCAAGAAGAGGAGGGUCACCUGGCAGGUGGACCAAUUUGACACCGGUAUAAGAGUGCACACCUUCGCCCCCAACCUGGCCGCAGAGACUGUUUCAGUGGUGGGUUCAGUGGAUGGCCCCAGCAGAAGUGGCCAGAUGGAAAUUGACCAUGGAUGCCUGGAGAAAGGCGUGUUGAACCAUGAGCUGUCCAAUGGGCUUAGUCAGCAUGGAGAAGAAACUAAUGGUUUUGAAGGUGGAGCUUUGGCAAAGCUUAGCCACCCACACCAAGAGACAUUAACAUGUCUUCCCCAGACACCGGGAUGGGGGCCUGGGAAUCCAAAAGGAGCCUCUACCCCCCAGCAGCAGGAGGCAGGCUGGAAUGACCAGAGCACAAGUAGCCUGGGGAACAGUGCAGACAUGGAGAAUGCUAGAACUCUGGUGGCCUUCUCAGCUAGUGCAGGUUCCCUACCACCCUGCAGUGUUCCUCAACCUCCUCCUAACCCUAAUUACAUACAGCUGUAUGAAAAAUUCAACCAAGAAAUGGCUAAUCGAGGUAAUGAAAAUAAGCAAAAAAUAUGGAGCGGUGAUGAUCAGCACUGCACUUCAGAGGAUCUCAACACCCUCCAGAUGGCUUUAAAUCAAGCCCGUCAUGGUCACAAGCCACCAAAUUGUGACUGUGAUGGACCGGACUGUCCUGAUUACCUUGAGUGGUUAGAGAAGAAGAUCAAAAUGGCAGCCAAUGUUCAGGAAAAGAUUCCCUGCAAAUUAUCAGGUGCUUCUCAGACAGAGCAACAACACUAUCAGUCUCAGCCACAACCUCAACCCAAAAGUGCAAACAACGCUUCAGAACCACUGUCACAGAACCCAGUUACCCAGCCUCCAGUCCCAAGACCUUAUGGCCCUCUACCACCUAUUCAAUGUUCUCCCAGUGUGCUAUCCAUUGCUAAGGAGAGGAAUGUCAGUCUACAGACAGCUAUUGCCAUUGAGGCACUGACCCAAUUAUCUGGCACUGGUGGGCCUGUGAGUGAAUCAACAUUUGGAAACUCCAACCACCAUGCUUCAUCUCAGCCCCCUUCUCAAACCCAAGAUGGGAUGCGAUUGAUUGCUUCAUCUCCUGGGGCCCUUUCAUCAUCGUCUGCUUCCUCUAUACCCCAAUCUUUUUCCUCUGGCAAUUUCCCUCAACAGACUUCUGCUUUAUGGGAGCAACACAGGCCUGAGUUACAGGGUUCGACUCAUCACUCCUCCCAAUACGGGUCCUCCAACUCCCCCUUUCCAACCUCACACCCAUCCACCCCUAGUCCAUCACCCCACCAGUGGCAACAGAGCACUGGAGCAAGUUCAGAGAAAAGCACACCUAGGAAUCCAUGGAUGUUGAAUUCUGAAACUCAGGCUUGUUUUCCACAUCCAUCCCAUGGCAGCAGUGACCCAAUGUCUGAACUGAAACAGCUUCUGGGAGACAACAGUGGAAAGUACACCAGUACUAACUUUAAGUUUCCUGCCCCACCUCAAAAUCUGAAGGACAACCAACAAGUAAUGCCUCAUGUCAAACAGGAGGUCAACAAUGGAGACUACCCAGGUGAAAUGAGUGGAGUAUUGAGCCAGUAUAGAAUGUUAAAUAGUCAGCAGCAGUUUCCAGGCCAGCAGAUUUCUCACCCUAUUACAUACUCAACUCAGGCAGCACUGCAACAGCACCUUCAUCAUAAACGUAACCUUUUUUCCAGCCCUCAAAGUUUUGAUCUGCGAUUACCGAUGUCAUCCCAGACUCUCCGCAAAUGGUGGCCGCAAUCUACACCAGAGAGUGUUCUAAGCAUUAAACAAGAACCCAAAAAGAAAAAGAACACACAAAGUUCCCCUCUCCUCAAGCAGUCUAUGGGUGGACUGCUUGGUCCAUUUGGCCCAGCUCUUCCAAAACCUAAACAGAUUGUCAUUAAAAAGACCAAGCAAAAGGCAUCCCAGCCUCUCUUUCUCCCACAGAGUCAGAUCACAGUACAGAAAUCAAGCAUGUCAGUGAGUUCCCUCUCCCAAUUUAUACCAUCUCUACCUGUUGUGGAGGCUGCACUCCCUCCCUGUGCCCCCCCAAAUAACUCCUCUCAGGUGGUAGUGAGCCAAGCAGCUCCAGCCCAAUCUCAGGAAUCAAGUUUGAACAGCAGUAGUACCCCCAUCUCUGGAAACACCUCCCUAGCUUCCACUCCUCUUAAUGUCCCUGUUUCCCCUGCCCAGGAUGGACUGAUUAGCUCAGACCGCACCACAGUGGCUGAGGGUCCCCUUACCACCACUUCCACAAGCCAGACAACCACAUCUCAGUCCACUUCACCUUUAUGUGGCCUAAAUUCCCUGGAUCCAAAAUUUGAAGAUCUGAUUCGUCAGUUUGAGGAGGAAUUCGGGGACACAUCUUCCCCUGCCACAGAUGCACCAGAUCCUGGCACUGCUCCACCUGGGUUAACUGAUUCACAAACAAAUUUUAGCUCAGGUCAAGCUAGACCCCAGUCACCAUCCACAGAAACACUUAACAACCUUUCUGCCCCAACAAGUGAGCUUGAGCCCAGCCUGAAGCAGGUUGAGAGAGAGAAAAAGGAGACAGCAGUGUCCCCCAAUCAGCCUUCUACCAUCAAACAGGAAGUUCAAGAGUGUGAAGAUGUUAAGCCCUCAGAUCAGCUACUGGCCCAGGCAACAGAGGCUUAUUUGCAGCAGCUAAAUCACAAAAUCCUCGUAAACCCAUUCACCACGACCUGCUCUCCUCCAACCAAACGAGUAAAGAUCGAAUCAUCUGGUGGGGUGACGGUGCUUUCCACGACUGGCAACUUCUCCACUGCAGGGGAGAAUCAAGAUACACCUACAAAAGAUUGUUUACCGUCAUCCCCUUCACUAAAAGGAUUUCUGGAAUCUCCACUACGCUACUUAGAUACCCCAACUAAGAGCCUUCUGGACACACCGGUAAAGGAUGCUCAAGCAGAGUUCCCAACCUGCGACUGUGUGGAGCACACCCAAGAAAAAGAUGAAGGCCCAUACUACAAUCAUUUGGGAUCAGGGCCAACUGUGGCUUCAAUAAGAGAGCUUAUGGAAAACAGGUACGGAGAGAAGGGUGAGGCUAUCCGUAUAGAGAAGGUAGUGUACACAGGAAAAGAAGGCAAGAGCUCCCAGGGAUGUCCUAUCGCAAAAUGGGUGAUUCGACGUAGCGGCGAGAAAGAAAAGCUAUUGUGUGUGGUGAAGCAGCGGUCUGGGCACCAUUGUGCCAACACUGUCAUUAUUGUCGUCAUCAUAGCUUGGGAGGGCAUCCCAAGAUCUCUUGGUGAUAGACUUUAUCGAGAGAUCACUGAGACGAUCACCAAAUAUGGCAAUCCCACCAGUCGCCGUUGUGGCCUCAAUGACGACCGUACAUGUGCGUGCCAGGGAAAAGACUCCGAAACCUGUGGUGCUUCAUUCUCUUUUGGGUGUUCUUGGAGCAUGUAUUUUAAUGGGUGUAAAUACGCCCGCAGCAAGGUCCCCCGCAAAUUCAGGCUCCAAGGAGAACACCCCAAAGAGGAGGAACAUCUCAGGGAUAACUUCCAGGAAUUAGCUACAAAAGUGGCACCUGUAUACAAGCAGCUAGCCCCUCAGGCAUACCAAAACCAGUGUGUAACAGAGAAAAUGGCACCAGACUGUCGGCUGGGGCUCAAAGAAGGACGGCCUUUUUCUGGCAUUACUGCAUGCAUGGACUUCUGUGCUCAUGCUCACAAAGACCAACAUAACCUCCAUAACGGCUGCACUGUGGUUUGCACUCUCACAAAAGAGGACAAUCGGAAAGUAGGUGUGAUCCCAGAGGAUGAACAACUUCAUGUGCUUCCGCUUUAUAAGAUCUCAACCACUGAUGAGUUUGGCAGUGAAGAAAACCAGCGUCUGAAGAUGCAAACUGGCGCAAUCCAGGUGCUUAGUAAGUUUCGCCGGGAAGUCCGGAAGCUUCCAGAGCCCGCCAAGUCUUGCCGCCAACGGAGGCUAGAGGCCAAGAAAGCUGCAUCUGAGAAAAAGAACAAGAAACAGCAGCUGUCGGAAACACCAGAAAAGAUGAUUAAGAAGGUUUCUCUGCAAGGCAAUAAAGCAAUUCCAAAACAAGAGGUGAAGCCCACUGUCAAAAAAGAAUCGUCCGACCACUUUCAGGCUGUCAAUGGAGCUUUGGAUGGAUACCCACCCCUUGGGAAUGCCAAAAUGUGUCCUGAUCCAUACAGUAUGAAUGGUGCCUACUCUUCCUAUACUGGUCCCUAUGCAAGAGGUAGUAUGCCUUCCAACAGCCAGUCUUCUACACACAGCCCCAUCAAUGGCUUCCAUCCAAACCUCCAAGGGAUGCCCUACAAUUACUACAACCAUGCGCCAAAAGGACUUUUCCCCCCUGAAGCUAUGGGUUAUAUGGGUCUUAACGGGGCCUGCCCUAAAGUUGCUGGAGAACAACAGAAACCUAGCAUCCAGAGUCUUCAGGCCAGGCUGGUACAAAACCAAGCUGAUCACCACCGACAAGGGGUCAACAUGGCCAACCACAGAUACCUACACCAGUCUGAGCUUUCUGAGUCUCCUGCAACACCUAAACAUACUUCAUCUGCAACUCCGGAUCAGAUGCACCGUGUCACCCCAAUCAUCAAGCAGGAGCCCAUGGAAGUAGCUCUGUAUGACAGCAGAACUGAUGUGCAAUCCCGAAGUUGCCCUGUUACUCCCAGUGUAACCCCAAUACCUGAAACCUGGCUGGGGCACACACCCAAUGGCAGCUUAGUGUCCAAGGGCUGGGAUGGAAAUCUCAGACCAGGUCAAGCUCACUCACCCUUCACUCCAGAAAAACAGCGGCUCCACCAGCAACAUAGCCAACUUCAGCAUUCAAAAUUUGCCCAACAGCAGCAGCAAUGGCGCUCCUACCCCGGUACUCCUGUAGCCUCCCCUAGUCCCUCUCCAGCUCUUCAGACAUGUCCAUCUCCAGCUGCUUCCCCUCACCCUGCUACACCACAACACUGGGGCAGCCCUGCUCCCAGUCCACAGCCCAAGGCUUGGUGUCAACCAGGGUCCUUGGGUUAUGGUCAUGGGGGACCUAGACAGGGAACACCUGUUGGGGCUUUCCCAGACAAGAUGUUGGCUGAGACAGCAGAGAUCAGAGGGUCCACUCCCCUGGGUCUCCAGGAAAAGGCAUGGAAAUCUGGAGGUGCCUCAGCAGCAGGGAGUAAUCCAUCUCCUGCUCCAGAAGGUCGUCUGUUUCCAGAUACACUGCAGAAGGUAAAUGGACAGGCAUGCUGGGACAGCGAGGUGGAAAGUGAACGAGAGCCUGAAGAAGAGGAAGUGUGGUCAGACAGCGAGCACAACUUCCUGGAUCCCAACAUUGGAGGAGUAGCAGUGGCUCCUGGACAUGGCACCAUUCUUAUAGAAUGUGCCAGACGGGAGCUACAUGCCACCACACCCUUAAAAAAGCCAGACCGCAGUCACCCAACCCGCAUCUCCCUGGUGUUCUACCAGCAUAAGAAUUUGAAUCAGCCUUGUCAUGGGCUGGCGCUCUGGGAAGCCAAAAUGAAGCUGCUGGCUGAGAGAGCAAGGCAGAGGCAACAGGAGGCAGCUCUUCUGGGUCUUUCACAAGAAGACAUGAAAGCAUACGCAAAGAAACGCAAGUGGGCUGAUGGAUUAGUGAGUUCCAGCUCUGAGCCAACCAAGGACAAGCGGGAAGGAGUGACACGGAUGGCCCCCACACAGCACACCACAACCAUGGUUACGGUGUCACCCUACGCCUUCACUCGGGUCACAGGGCCCUACAAUUGCUUCAUGUGACCUCUAUAAGACUGGGGGCAGGAAAUUAAAGUACAAGAAUAAAAAAAAAGAAUCUCUCACUUUUUAAAGCCCUGUACCUCUCCCUCCCACUCUGUAUCCCCUCCCAGACCAACCAGAAAGAUGGUGGAUAAAGAGACACAUUUUCUAUUUUUUUUUUUUUUUUUUUUUACCUCAUGUUUUGGUAGCAGUUUGGGAGUCCCCCAAAUGAACAUGCUGCCUAUGGUGCUCUUGUUCUCUCCAAAAUGGAAGGGAUUUCAUAGUUUACCCUCCCUAAGUGAAUUUAAUGAUUCUAAUAUUAUUUCUAUUAUCAAUAUUAUGAUUGCUAUUGUUAUUGUUGAUGUUAUUACAGGUAUUGUUAUUAUAUUACGAAGAUGACUAUUUUUUAUUUUAAUUGUAUUUUUUCCUCAGUGUCAUUAUUAUGAUUGUUUUAAGACCCCCCUCUUUUGAUGAGGAACAAUCCUCUCUUCAUCACACUUGCUUGUUCAAUAUGUGUGAACAAGUUGAAUGAAUUUUGCUUUUUAUUUGCCUUUUAACCAUCAACCUCUUUUGUAAAAACAGCACCUUUACAUCACUGCAAGCCAAGUGUCAAUACCUGCAAGACACUCUGGAGAAGGACAUGGUUUCAAAAGUGGGCUAGGUCUAUUUUUUAGUCAGUCACAGAGUGUGUGACCAAAGCAAGUGACAGAAAUUGUGGCACCAGUGCAGACCUUUCUACUCAGUGCCGCUCAUAAAUACUGAGCCUUUUAUUGGUAUGAUGGUGCUUUUUUUCUGUCUUUGCUGUCCACUGCCCUCACCAUCACGGCUGCUGGCACUGGAUCAAGGUGCUCGCUAACAGCAGAAAAGGUCCAGUUAAGCAAUCAGCUGACCUGAUUAGAUGUCAUUGCCUGAGGCAUCUUCAUCAACCACGGUGCUGACUCAUUUCUUCAUGGUGCAGUAUCUAUUUCCUAUCCAUGAGACAGCAGUAGGUCAAUGCUCUCUCUGAGGUGCUAUUGGAGUUUGGUCCACCCUAACAAUGUCCUAAAAAUGACCUAGAGUGUGACCUGUGCUCUGCAGCACAAACAAGCUAUUUAACCUGUAAACUGCUGGAGUUGUAGAACUCUCCUCCAAAUUUGAGGUAGUUAGCUGACAGGCUAAAGCUUCAGUAAAAGAGAAAAAGAGGAUUGGUGCUACUCAAUAGUCUUUCCAUGCCUCUUUGUCUGUUUUUGCCCUAACAGCUGAUCUCCCUAUAACACCUGGAAUGUAGGUGCUUCUGUAUAACACUUUUGUUCUGUGUAAAUGUGGGGAAAGCUGAAGGGCUGCAGUUGGGUUUACAAAAGGCAGUAGGCUUCUUGGUGCUUACAGAUCACAGAUAGUCUGGUGCUUUUGAAGCUGUCCUCUAGCUCUUUACCUCAUGUUGAGACGUUGUACCCAGUCACAACAUGCUACUAAUACAUGGGCUCUAGAGACCGUAGGUCUUUAGCCUACAUCCACAUACUUAUCUACUUUUUUGAUUUUAUUAUUAUUAUUUAUUACAUUAUAAUGACUAUGAUGAUUAUUGUUAUUGUGCUUGCUGUAAUUGUUUUGUUUCAUUUUAAACAAAUUGUAAAUAGAAGAAAAGAUUUUAUAAAAGCACUUUUAAUCUUGAUUUUAAGGAGGAAAAAUGAUAAUGGAAUAUUGACAACUUGAAUCCUAAUUUUUUUUAAUGGAAUUUUAUUGGGAGAGAUAGAAAUGUACAUAAUUAAAUAUUUAGGUAAGAUUAUUUAACUGGUGAGGAAUAAAAUCAUGAAUGAUUCCUUUUCAUUUUUAGUUGUCAGCAUGUUAAGCCCUCAAUACUAGAAGAAGAAAGCUGGUCCUGGUCAGUAUUCUUUCUCUGACACUUAUGGGCCAUGCUGUGUAUCCUCUUGUACUUAGUAUACUGCUGUUCUUUUGAAAAAGUACUGUACUUAGACCGAUACCUCUGAACAAGCACCUAUAGCAGCUUCCUCUUUUCAACACAUGACCCAGACAGACUUAAGAACAAAACCUACAGUAACAAACACAGUUGGAGGUUCUCGCAGGAUAUCACAAUAUAAUUAUAAUCCUGUACACCUUUGGUAAAGUGAUUUGAGCUUCAAAAUAUCAAAUGAAUUUUCUAUUUAAAUGCCCUUGUUCAAGUGAAAGGCUGUGCAUGUGUCUUGCACUGUAACAGAUUUUCAGUAGGAUGUGUGAUUUUUACACCUUAGCAGGUUUCAUAAAUGUAAUUUCUUCUGAAGGUGCAAAAUCUUUUUAGAUCAUUGUGUUUCAGGUUUGUGUUUUCUUGAAGCCACUUGAUUUCAUAUUUGACAGGAGUUCAAUUUUUAAUCAUGGUGCUACCUGUAGAGGUCACUGUAGAAAUGCAGAGCAUAGCAAAAGCUAUGUCAUUUUCAAAACCUUUAUAUGAGCCAUUGUCUUGGUUUUAAGUGUAUAGGAAAUGUCUAUGGUGCUGACUGCUUUUCAAAUUUUCCUCACUUAAUCAUGAUAAAAGAUACUUAUGAUGAUCAUGAUUUCAGAAGCACUCAGAUGUUUUGGGAGUUCUCUGUCUCCUUCUCUCUUUAACCCUAAUCCCAAACAAAUAAAAAUGGUACUUGAAGCAGAUAUUUAGAAUCAAUGAUAUUAUACAGGUAGAAAAAUUUAACUUGUAUGCUAUGGAGAUGAAAAGACUGUUAACCUUUGUUUUCAACUCUCUUAAUUUUACCCAGGCAUUCCAUCCUUACUAUCUCACACCAACACUUUCUGUCCCCAUCUCUCAGCACUCAGCAUCAAAAUCAUGAUCAUGCCCAAUUUUACUUAUUAAAUAACAACAAAAACGAAACAAAUAAUAAAAAAAACAACAACUGGCAGCUACAUUCCUAUUAGUUAAAGAUUGUUAUUGGUUCUAUUGUUUCAUGUCAAGUAUGCAGUAUGUUAAAAAAAAAAAAUCUUUUGUUUGGUCUCUCCUUGUAGCUGUUUGGUGUAUUAUGUGAAUACAUAGUGUAUGUGGUAAAACCCACAAUACUGUUUAAUGUUCUUUAAAAGUAAAAAAAAAAAAAAAAAGAAAUAAAGAAAUAAAAAUA
Messenger RNA from Silurus meridionalis, 9425 nucleotides. It is a transcript of the gene tet3, whose product is annotated as tet methylcytosine dioxygenase 3. The transcript is spliced from 12 exons. The record is from RefSeq and is a predicted model, not a curated record. Gene Ontology annotation, molecular function: DNA binding; zinc ion binding; DNA 5-methylcytosine dioxygenase activity. NCBI's taxonomy places the organism in Eukaryota, Metazoa, Chordata, Actinopteri, Siluriformes, Siluridae. The coding region runs from base 250 to 6375 and encodes 2041 amino acids. Gene Ontology annotation, cellular component: nucleus. Gene Ontology annotation, biological process: positive regulation of transcription by RNA polymerase II; oxidative demethylation.